This is a messenger RNA of Thelazia callipaeda (thelaziosis nematode), 1302 nucleotides long. NCBI's taxonomy places the organism in Eukaryota, Metazoa, Nematoda, Chromadorea, Rhabditida, Thelaziidae. The record is from the annotation of a GenBank genome assembly.
AUGGUGGACAGUGGUUUUUACGCAAAUAAAAUAAUAUUAGCUCCUAUGGUUCGAGCAGUUUUCAGAGUUUUGGCUUUGAAAUAUGGUGCAGACUUAGUUUAUACAGAGGAAAUCAUCGAUCAGAAACUUUUAGGUUCAAAACGAUUGAUAAAUGAUCUUCUUGGGACGAUAGAUUAUACUUACGAGAAUGAUGUGGUGUUGAGGGGUACGAGUGACGAACAAAGAGCUAUAAAUGUUAUUAAAAAAAUUGGAAAAGAUGUGGCGGCUAUUGAUAUCAAUAUGGGAUGUCCAAAACCAUUUUCUCUAGCGGGUGGUAUGGGUGCUGCUUUGCUACGAAAUGUUGAAAAGACAAGAGAGAUCGUAAAAGCGUGUGUCCUUACAUCAACGAUUCCAAUUUCAUGUAAAAUACGCGUUUUAGACAAGCGCGAAGAUACACUGGAGUUUGUGAAAAUGCUGGAGAGGUCUGGUGUUUCUGCGAUUGGUAUUCAUGGGCGACGUAAAAAUGAAAGACAAGGUGAUGCAAACCGUCUUGAUGAAAUUCAUGAAAUCGCUCGAUCUAUUUCUAUACCUAUUAUAGCAAAAAUUGAUAUUAAUUGUACUGUACCGAAUUGUAGCGGAUUUUCGAAUUCAGUUAAUAGUAACGCCGAUAUCGUGAAGAUUUGGAAAGAAAGUGGAGCAAGUAGUGUGAUGCUAGCGAGAAAGGCUCUUAGUAAUCCUAGCAUAUUUCGUUCGGAUGGUGUUUUGUCAAUGGAAGAGGAAAUUUGUGAUUUCAUAAAAAUGGCUUGCAAAUACGACGAGAACUUUACUGCUACAAAAUAUGUAAUACAAAGGAUUCUUGGGUCAAGACAGGAAACUGAUCAGCGGGGAAGAGAAACUGUAUUAGCUGCUAAUGUUUUGGAAAUAUGCAAGGCAUGGUCCCUCGUUCACGUGUAUGAAUCUUUAAAUGGAUCUCGAUGGCGGGCAUUGCACAGACCAAAACUUGAAUUUGAUAGUGAAACAGGGAUAAAUUUUAUUGAUAUCACUUUUCCUCCUAAGCGAUUAAGAGAUAGAAAUGGGGCAGUCACUCCGAAAUGCGUGCUUAACAGUUUUUGCGAUGAAAUGAGAAUCAAACGACCAAUCUACCAAUGUAAAUCUCGUGAAGUCGAUAAGAAACAUGAAGCAAUUAUUGAAGUUGGAGGGAAGAAAUUUGCUUCACGCAUUGGACAACCGAAUAAAAAAGUAGCUGAACAAGUGGCAGCAUUAGCCGCGUUGUUUGGUCUUGGUGAGCGUGAAAGGCUGCCAGGUAGUUGGGAAGAAUCGUAA